CGUGUCGACGAAAAAAACACGCGCACGUUGACGUUUUCGCUCCAAGCACGCGGAGAACCAACGGAGACAAGUACGAAGUGACGAGAGAGAAUUAAAUUAAGCUUGGAAUACGGCACGGGGAACAUGUGCUAGUGGUGCGAUGUGAGCGAGUGCAAGGGACGCGAGCGGUAAACAAAGCGAAAAUUGUCUGGAGUUUGUAGAGGGAGAGGAAACGGGCGCGAGAGGAACGAGCGAUAAGAGGGUGGUGCUGCGGUGAUCCGCUGCGGAAAUACAGCACACCCUGCACAAUGAUUGUGCGGAGGUGUUUCGCACCAACCGCGGUGUUCGUCGUCCUAACAUUAUUAGUCGGAUUCGACGGAAGUGCGGCUGAACGAUGGUCACGACAAGUCUCAAAUAGCGAGUGGAUUCCCCUGGCUAAUCCGAGGACUGCUCAAUUAUCGCAGAAUAAUGCAGGAAGCGGCCUUUUACCAGCUAGCGACACGCAUCUAUCGAAUCCGAUUCAAUCACUCGCGUUACCGUCGGCUCUUCAGCAACAAUAUCAGGAACAGCUGAUUCAGUUGCAAAAGACACAGGAGAGUAUUCAAAAGCUCUUACUUCUACAACAGCAGCUCAGAGCUCAACAGCAACUUCUUCAGUCUCAGACGUUCUUGCCCGCUGCCGAAAACGAGAAACAUGCACUGCCGCCGAGUUCUUUAAGCAGCUCGCAAACGGCACCUGAGUCCGCAGCACCGGAAGUUUUAGUCCCGCCACAUCCAUCCUCGGAAGCGCUUCCACCGUUAUAUCCUGCUCAAAAUUUCCUUCCUCGAAGACCGGGGCAAGUCCAUCAGAAUCUGAACAAUCAAGAACUAUCGAAUUUGCCUGCUCAGGGCCAAGUUGUACUUCAACACGAUGAUGACACGCAAGAAGGACCUCAUACUUAUGUGAAACACGGAAGUCAAAGACCUGAUGGGAAACAUUUAAAAGAACGGCCGCAUCCAGGAUUAUCGCAAUCUCCUUUGAUCGAAAACAAUGAGGAAGAGGAGGUUCAACUGGUGUAUGUUCCGGCGGAAACCUUAGCGCAAACAGGCCAAAGGGGCCGCGGGAGAAAGCAGUAUCCCGUUCGCCAACAGUAUCAUCAACGAGAGAACCAAAGAAAUGUCGAACAAACUUCGCUCUCUCCCGAUCAAGAAACCUACGCGCGACAGGUGUUGCAACAAAUUCAGAAAGAGCGCGAAGAGAAGGCGCAAUUCCUGAAGGAGGAGCGCGCAAAAGAAUUCACCAGAUUAAAUGAGGAGCAGAAGGCACUCGAGCGAAAGACGCGACUACAGCAGGAGGCUCUUCAGAGAGAGCAAGAACUGUUGCGGCAGAAGGAAGCCGAGAAGAAACGGAAGGAGCUGGAAAAAUUGGAGGAAAUGGCGAAGCAACGAGAAUUGGAACGAAUUCGGGAAGCAAGGGAAAAGCAGAGGCAGGAGGAACUCGAACGACGACGACUCGCUGAACUUCGCGCUAAGGAAGAGAAACGUCGCGAGGAAGAAGCCAGAGAACGUGAGGAGAGGCAAAAGCAAUUGGAACAGCAGAGGAUCCUGGAAGGCACCGGUCUCCAGCAAAAUCCUCAGGCUCUGUUCCGCGAACAAGUGCAUCGCCAGCAUCUCGCGGACGGUAGGCUCAAGAAGAUUCGUGGCAGACAACGUCAACGGGUCAAUCAAUACCAGGAACAGCCGAACUACCGUGAAGUUACGACUACGCCGUCGCCUAAUCAACCUCCUCUCUCUGUUUACAUGGGCAGUCUCGGCUCCAGGCUAGAAUCCGUCAAAGUCACCGACGUUCUAAAGAUCCUGAAAGAUGCGAAAACCAUCGCCGUACUAGACAACGUCGGCCCUACUUCCCCGCAGGUCUUUGUUGGCCCGUCAAACUUGGAUCCUCCUUACGGUUACGCCAAGUUCGAUCUUCCCUAUCUGUCAUCGAUCGAUCACAAUAGAGUGGAGCGCAAGGUCGACAAACUACCUUUCUUUGUGGCUCCGUUGAGCUUCGAUCCGCCACCGGGUUACGCCAAGAUCCCCUUCCCGGCGCCACAUAUCGGUUCGGUCGUCGUUAACACGUUAUCGGAAACGUCCCCGGAGUCAAAUGCACAAGUAGACGAACAGAAUCCUAGUCCGUUGUCGUUGAUCGAACCGAAUUCUUACAACAAUGCCGAUCAAAGUGAACCCAUCGCUACUACCGCGUCUUACGCAUCCUCGACUGCUCAGAACUUUUCCCCAGAAUCCAGCAGUGCGAAAUACGAGUCGCCGUCGUCAGGUUCGAGAUUUAGAUUCAGACAGUAUUACGAUAAUAAGCCGACCUCCGUAAUAAGCACGUCAUAUUACGGUGAACAAUCGACCACGAAGACGACGCCGAAGCAGUCCUAUUACGAGCAGGAGUCCAAAUCGAUUACUCAACCUCCCAAAUUCGAUACGACGGAUAGCUAUAGACAGGAGAUAUCUUAUUCUACGCCAAGUUUUCAGGACGGGACAGUAAGUGCGCAUAAUCCUUCCACGAAGAAACAAGACCUGGCAGCUCAUCAAUUGGCGCUCAUCAAUCAGGAGCUGUCUCAGCAAAUAGAAACACAGAAGUAUAACGCUGCCGAACAAUAUCAAGCUAAUCUAGGUGAAUCGUACGACGCCAAUGACGUCAGAGCGCCAGUUGGACCAGCGCAAUUCAAUUUUCCAGCGGAAUUACCGCCGAUUUCCCCGCAUCUGCCGGGCUUAAUAAACUCGCUGUUGGAUAAACAAGAGGAGAAUCUUCCUGUCACUUCAACACUGCCACCAACAACGACCACGCCGUUAACGACAACAACUGCUCAUGUAAGCUCCACGACCUACAGGCCCCGAGGAAGAGGCAGAGUCAUACCCACGAGACCCAAAACGACUCAGACACCUAGUAAUAAAAUCGAUAGAACACGAAGACCGUCGUACAACAGAUCUAAAUCUAGAUUUUCGACUACUACGGAGGAUUAUCGCGAGACCACUUACGAACCCACGAAGGGAAAAAUACCAGAGACCACACAGAAAUAUAACGCGUUAGAAGAACGCAGGAGACCAACAUCCAGAACGCAGAAAUACAGAAAUCGAGAUAGAGCGAAUUCACAGUCGACUCAAACUCACCAAGCGGCCAAUUACGAGAUCUAUCCAACGCAAAGCGAUUCGCAAAGCAAUGCAUCUCCCGACGCGUACUCGCCGACGAGCGGAUCCACCUCCAAUCUCUACCAAAAGGAAACUUCUUCGUCGGGGAUAAGCGAUUAUACCCGUGAGAAUUAUCCAUCAACCACACCCACGCAGACCGAGAAUUAUCCGCUGUUGCACGAGAUACAACACGGCUCACCCUUGAUGUCCGAUGAUUACACCAAGAGUCAAAAUUAUCCGCAAAAUCGCCCUCAAGAUGCGCGCUAUCAUCAAGAAGCCACGUACGAUCAGAACGGCGCCUUCGAGCAGCCGAGACUCGAACAAGCUCCGGUAAAUGGAUUCAAUUAUCAAGUUGCAAAUGAGAAUUCACCGGACCAGAAUAUUCCCCAAAGACACAAAGAGUAUUCGCGUUAUCAGGAAAAUGCCAACUACAAUCACGCUAUCACGGAAGAUCCGCGAGCCGGCGAGGAACAUCGAUAUUCUUCGAUUUAUGAGGUCAACGUGGCGCAAGCUCAGCCGGAUUAUAACAUCGGUGGACAGAAUUCGUUCCGCAAUAUUGAUGAUGGCAAGAUCGAGGACGGCGCGAUAGAGGCUGAUCCGAAUGCGUCGCCGAUUUUUAUUCCGCUCCAGCAGAACAAGCAGGAAGACUACGAACUGCAGAUUCCCUCUACAGAGGCAUCGAAUAUCGAAAUCGCUACGACCAGUACGACCACUCCGGCGCCUGUAAUAAUACGCCAGCGAGUUCGAGGUCGACUAAGUGGUCGCAUUCAUCAGGAUUCCGCGGUUCAAACGCGACCUCGGGGUUCUCAAGACGAGUAUGUUCGUUUUAGCGUUGUGAAUCACGAUUCCAGCCGCGGCUCGAAUCACAGAAAUCGCGAUGGAUCAAGGACAAAGACACGCGUGCGCCCGCAGAAUCACGGAUCGCAAGUGCAAACCGACGGAAACGAAUACAUAAAGAUACACGCCAUUCAGCAGCAAAGAUUGAUCGCCACCACUACACCGUCGACAACGACAACGACAACCACCACUACCACGACCGCCCGCGCUGAGGAAGAAGACGUCGAUUACGGAUUUAUAAGACCGCCGAAUUUCCGUCCGGUGCAAUCGGGGCAUCCGGUGGAUAACAGAUUUCCAGCACCCGUUACAUAUAGACCCGCCUUAUCCGAGAUACAGCACAUAAUAUCCAACGACGAGACGGCGGUGGAAUCGAGUCCGACUCACGUUUUAAAGACUCGUCCGAAAUACAAUCAGAUCCCGACUCGCCAGCCGACCACGAAAAUAUUCACGACAACGACGGAUACCGUACCUGUUGCAACGGCGACGCCGGAUAACACCGUAUACACGGUGAAACCAAAAACGAGGCCGGACGAACCGAAGCAGACGAGAAUACGAGGAAGAAUUCGCCGACCGGGAAAGAAACGCACGAUGACAAACACGGAAUCCAGUCUCGAGGCAAAUAACGAGCUACCUCUGGACGAGAACUAUCCUCGGAUAACGCAGCAACAACUGCCGGUGACAAGACAGCAGCCUCUCUACGAUGACAAUUUCGACGUGCCGCAAUUCGUACCGAAUCAGAAUCGACCGACGCAGUUUUAUGAGGAGAAUAGUGAAAACGAUCCACCUCAGGAAUUUAUUCUGAACUUUGGCAAUCUGCCGAAGCAGGUGUCACAACGAGAGGAAUACGAUCAGACCCAACUGGCCAGUAUUCCAUCAAGCAAGUAUAGUCAUUCGGAUCGCGCGAGCGAACAUUCCAGCGGUGAUAUUUAUGGCGCCGAGAGUCAAUGGUCCACGAAGCUGUCGAAGACGUCGUUCCAACCGAGCUUCGCCUCGAAUCGCAUGACCGACGACGAGUCGAAGAGGGAACGGAGCAGGAUUCGCGACGAUCAGAAGAACGAAAACGCGCCCGAGAUUAUUACGAUCGAGCCGGAAAUGCCUUCGGAGGUGACCGUGGUCGUUUCCUCCGACUACCAGAAAUCGUCGAACGACGGCGCGGACGCAAUGAUUGAUAGUGCUGCUUUCGGAAUGAAGACAAAUGCGCAGGAUCACACGGAGAAGAAAUUGAAUGCCACAACAGUAAAGACGACGAUACUUCAGGAUCGAAACGGAAGUGAUAAGGAAACGUCAUUCGAAGCGCAGGCCUGGAUGAGAGACAAGGAAGAUAACUCUAUGGAACAGGCAAACGAGGAUACAAAGAUGAAAAAAAUCGCCGAUCCUCUUACCGGAAGAAAGACUCGAAGAAGAAGAGUGCGCGUGCGGGUAAGGCCCGUGAGUAAAGACGAUUUUGUCACUGCCGAAUCGCAACACUUCAAUUCCGCAAUAAACAGCCUGGUUCAAGAUCAUUACAAAUACAACUCGGUUCGUGAAUCGAAAUUCACCACCGACGAACCGACAACUGUCAUCGCAACAACCACCAUUGCCACAGAAACGACGGGGAAGUCUCUGCUGCAGGACUUCUUGGAAGAGAUGCUGAAGAAUGACGAGGUCUCCAUUCCGACACGCGUUACAUCAAUCAUCACGGAAAUACCCGAUCGGACGAUAUUGACGCCGAUGACGACGCCGAUGACGACAUCGUACAUCACUUCCGACAAUAGUGAAGUGACGACUUUGAUGGAAAAUUACACACAGAACGAAACGCUCACCUCGAAUACGAUCGAUGAAGAACGCGUUACGAUGACAAAUAAAAGUUUAACCAAAUGGAAAAACGAUAUUAAAGAAACGACAUCUGAAACAACGUCUGAACAAAUUGUUCAUUUGUCACAGGAAGAAACUAAAGUGCAAGAAGAAGCAACAUCGAAAGAAUAUUGGGACGAGAAUUCUCAAGAAGAUAAAAGUGAGCAGAAUAAUUUGGAAAAUGUCGAAAUAUUCAACCAAAAAUAUAAUCUGUCAUUGAAUUAUCCUGAUGGAUCAGGAACUUCAAGGGACAUCGAGGAUACUAUAGCGGAACUGACUAACUCUCCGAAAGAAGAGAUACAAAAAUUAAGUGCCAUCAAUAAAGGUAAGGAACAUAUAAUGACGUUAAAGAGGAAUGAGAAAAAUGACGAAGGAAAUGACGCGCACCCGAAGAAUCACAGAAUUAAAUGGAGCGAAGUGAAAUACCCGUUAACUCUCGACAAGUCGCAAUCUACGUUAAAAUUGCAGUUCACGACGCCCAUUCCCGGUGUUGUCACGCGAAACGAGGGUGAUUCCAGUGUAAAAACACUCUCCGAUUAUGUAAAGGCCAUCUUCGACAGCAUGAAGAGUGCCGAGAACCAGGAGGAGGUAGAAGAAAUCGCGAAAGUAGUCGAAGCUAAAAAUGAGACUCCCGCAAAGGCAGAUCAAAUAAUCGGCACGACUGACUCUUCGCGAGGCAUUUAUAUAACGCAGAAUAUCGAAGAGAACACGACUAAUCUCGAAAAAGCACAGGGUAUCACAGAGACGACGGCGAAAGAGAAUAAGAUUUUUGAAACAACCACACUGAUCCCAGACACGAACACGGCGGUAUCGUCCGAAGAAACUAUAAUAACAGAGCCUUCCACGACCACCACGCCGACCACAAAAACAACGAUACCGAUUAGACGAGCUACAGACACAGUGAUUAGAGCAAAUUCUACCCAGACGAUGUUAGGCAAGGUCCUCAGAACCUCGACUACCACGAAAGUGUCUCACAUGACAGAAAUUUGCUAUAGAGGUCGAUGCGUGAUGACGAGGCCCAAAAUGGACGAUGUUAUGGAAAGAUGAAAAAAAAAAUCGACGUAAUGAGUUACGUUAUAAAUUCGAUCGAUCAUAAUCGAUUCGAUCAAUCAUAAAGUCCUUAACACUUUUUUAUUCGGUUAUUAAAAUGGAUAAUAAUGUGGUAAAAGAAAAUUUUUAAAACGACACUAUCUUUAUUAGAUGCUAAUUGUUGAAAAAAUGCAGCAAGAAUUAAAUAAUAUUUAAAAUAAUUUCUACAUCAAUACAUUUAGGAAUAUAUGUAUUGUUACAUAAAUAUAAAAUCUAUAAAAAAAACAUGUAUAAAAACAAGAAAUUAUAUAUAAAAAUUAAAAUCUAGCCAAAUAGAAAAGUGUUAAUUACAUUUUUAAAUUAUUAUUUUUUUAUAUAUUGAUCGAUAUAUAUUGUGCUUAUGAAUCGGAUUUUCCAAAGCUAUAUUUGUCAGUCCGUGAAAUCAUAAUUAUGUUUUCGCAUUUUUUUACGUUAUACAUUUUCUCAUGCGAUACAGAAAAUGAUCGUAAUUUCAUAUUAAAUUAUUCCAUUAUUUUAAUCACGUAUUCCAGAUUAUUAAAAAAAAAUGGAUAUUUUUUGUUAUUAGAAUAAAUUAAUAUUUUAUUUAAAAUAUCGGCCAUUAAAAUUCAGCGGGAGAACAAAACAUGAAUUGAUUAUACAAUUAAAUUGCUUUAUACGUCAUACAAAAAUAUGUAGAGAAUGAUCAAUGUUCUUCAGCUUCAUUUAAGAGAGGAUAUUUCAUCGCUGGGAGAUAAGACAUCGUUCAAGAUGUCGCGACAAAUUAUGUAUGUCGGGGUUAAAGGCGAAAUACCAACGUGAUAUCAGCCGUGAAAAGGGACUUCCCUUUCUGGAAAGGAAAUUCCGCGUCGCUGGCGGCAAAUCGAUCGUCCGUCGCGACGCGUGCUUAUAAAAAGGACGCCGAGCGUCCUUCCAGCGAGAUCGAAGCGCGAAAGCUCGACUUAAAGUCGAGUAAUCGUAUCGCUUUAAAAAAAAUAUAUAUAGAGAGAGUUAAGUCUAUUUAAUUACACACACCUGUGUAGCAUACGUGUAAAUUAAGCGUGUAAGUAUUUUAAUAAAGAUGCGAGAAUGCAAAAAAUUGUA
Cataglyphis hispanica is the source of this 7937-nucleotide messenger RNA. RefSeq lists its product as uncharacterized. Lineage: Eukaryota; Metazoa; Arthropoda; Insecta; Hymenoptera; Formicidae. Bases 288 to 6854 code for a protein of 2188 amino acids. The record is from RefSeq and is a predicted model, not a curated record. The transcript is spliced from 10 exons.